GUGUGUGGUGGUUCGUCGAUCUCCUGCUAGGUGCUAAGCUUAGCUCGCUCGCUGGCAACAACAAUGAAAGCCGCAACUGGCUCAUCAUCAGUCUCUCGCGCUCUUGCGUUGCUCUUGGCGGCGUGCCUUCUCUGGAAGGAAGCCGCGUGCUUCUCGGCGUCCGGGCUAAACAAGGCGUUCGCCACCUUCUAUGGCGGUAGCGACGCUUCAGGAACGAUGGGUGGGGCUUGUGGGUACGGCAACCUGUACUCGACGGGGUACGGCACGGACACGGCGGCGCUGAGCACGGCGCUCUUCAACGACGGCGCCUCGUGCGGGCAGUGCUACCGGAUCUCCUGCGACUACCAGGCGGACCCGCGGUUCUGCAUCCGCGGCACGUCGGUGACCAUCACCGCCACCAACCUGUGCCCUCCCAACUACGCGCUGCCCAACGACGACGGCGGCUGGUGCAACCCGCCGCGGCAGCACUUCGACAUGGCCGAGCCGGCCUGGCUCAAGAUCGGCAUCUACCGCGGCGGCAUCGUGCCCGUCAACUACCAAAGGGUGCCGUGUGUGAAGAAAGGCGGGGUGAGGUUCAGCAUCAACGGGCGCGACUACUUCGAGCUGGUGCUCAUCUCCAAUGUCGGCGGCUGCGGGUCCAUCCAGUCGGCGUCCAUCAAGGGGUCGCGCACCGGGUGGAUGGCCAUGUCCCGGAACUGGGGCGUCAACUGGCAGUCCAACGCGUACCUCAAUGGCCAGAGCCUGUCGUUCCAGGUCACCAGCAGCGACGGCCAGACCAAAACCUUCCCCGACGUCGCGCCCGCCAGCUGGGGGUUCGGUCAGACGUUUGCGACCUCGCAGCAGUUCUCUUAGUAUAGACACAUCUUUGUUUUCUGCCUCGUUCGCUUGUCGUUUAUAUAUAUGCCUCACUCGGCUCGGCCCUCGAUCAAUGCCUUGUAAAGUUUACCGGCCUUUGUUCAAAUGCCCCACCACCUGCCGCGAUGCAGGAGAUAUAUGAUAUAUAUGCUUUGACUUGUGCUUAA
Molecule: messenger RNA, 1022 nt
Organism: Zea mays
Lineage: Eukaryota; Viridiplantae; Streptophyta; Magnoliopsida; Poales; Poaceae
Product: Expansin-A11
Exons: 3
Coding region: 64-852 (262 amino acids)
Biological process (GO): plant-type cell wall organization
Cellular component (GO): extracellular region
Source: RefSeq, marked provisional